Molecule: messenger RNA, 859 nt
Organism: Pieris rapae (cabbage white)
Lineage: Eukaryota; Metazoa; Arthropoda; Insecta; Lepidoptera; Pieridae
Exons: 6
Coding region: 292-798 (168 amino acids)
Source: RefSeq, a predicted model, not a curated record
AACGGCGACCACAGGCAAUAUUGCAGCGAACGAAACACUGCCUACCACCUUCAUUCGAGUGGACACGUUCAGUUAAUUUACACCAAUAAUAUACGAAAAUCUUGAACCUCGAUAUUUUUUUUUCCUUAACGAAUUUAUUUUUAUUUAAAAAGAUGUUGUUCUGUGAUUAGUGUUAAGACACAUUAAGUUAACAUUGAAACCUUUAAACCAAAUGGACAUUUUGAAAUAAAUGACGUUUCAGUGUUAACAUUUUUUUUCUUAUGUUGUGGGAAGUGAUCCAGGAAACUCAAGAUGGUGUUACGACGUAUCGAUUACAUCUUAGGCAGUAUUCUGAUUGUGGCAGUUAUCGCAACUCUAGCUAAUGCACAACCGCCAACGGCAGACGAGUCCAUUGGACGAGACCGAAUUCAGCGGCAAUCUUCUCUACGAGCAGGAAAAAGUGUGGCAAUUAAACCAAAAUGGGGAUUUUUUGGAACAAUAUUUAAUGUUAUUUUGGAACAAAUUAAUGACACAAAAAGUGCAUACAACCAGAUUUCCGAACUAGUGAAUAAUCAAUUUGUAGAUGAAAAGGAAGUAAUACCACCUCCAGAUGAAUCUAAUAAUGCAACUACACCAUCCCCGAAAAUAACAAGGAAGGAAUUUUUAAAUAUUCUUGAUCGAAACCUAAAAGGUUUGGCGCGUCUGAGGAAUUUAGAAUGGCGCGAAGCUAAAAAGGAUUCAUGGAAUAACUUACAAGGUUAUUGGAACGAACUAUUUGGAGAUAAGAAAAAAAGGAUUAGAAGAGACACCAGUCACUAGCUAUUGCCUAAUAUGAAAUUCAUAUUUAUAUAAACAGUGUAAAUAAAGAUAGGUUUUAGAA